Plasmopara halstedii is the source of this 1107-nucleotide messenger RNA. RefSeq lists its product as uncharacterized. The record is from RefSeq and is a predicted model, not a curated record. NCBI's taxonomy places the organism in Eukaryota, Oomycota, Peronosporomycetes, Peronosporales, Peronosporaceae. The transcript has a single exon. Bases 36 to 290 code for a protein of 84 amino acids.
GUGAUAAUGCCCAGUGAAAGAUUAUUUAAAAAUUUAUGCCACUUGUCGAAAGUUUCGUAGACCGUAUCAAACUUGUGGCUGGCGCUGCGCCGUCCACUCGUCAUGCUACACAGAAAUUUUCUCGGUAUGACCGACGUCAUUCUAAUAUUCUAAUUGCUCAAUCCAGUCAUCGCCUUAUCAAAACAAAAGCGACUCUGAUUGCUUUAAAUACCAUACACGAAUUACGAGCCGUAAUAUUUCAGACAUUAGAUAAGAAAUGCGCUGAAAUACGGAUCGCCCACACUUUGUGAAGGAUGUCGUCAUCCUUACUCUCUCGUCAUUACUAAACGCCAGUCGCCAAAUUUCAGGACGAGACUGGCGCAGUGUCUAGUUAUCACAUAUACAAAAAGCAGUUGUAGCAUCUUUGUUGGGAUCACGAGAAUUGAGUGCAUUUGCUUUAAAAGUGAGUUCUUCCAUUGGACAGGUUCGGAGUGUAUUUGCAGCUGUGUGCGAUAAUUCAGAAGGAAUUUGCUGGAGCAACAUUUGCAGCAACGUGUCAUUCGAAGCCACACUUUUUACCGUAACGCCAACAUGAACACUUUCAGUUCCACACAACGGUGCAUAACAACAUGCGUUGGAAGGAUGUACACGAGGCAGUUGUUUUCUGUGAUGUUCUCAGGCUAGAGACGAUUGAAGAACUUUCAGUAAGAUGCGUACGAUUUCCGCGUGGGUGUGCAGCAACGUGCUGCGCGGGCACACGAUAGCCAGGCAAAGUCUAGCGAGCUGCUAGUUAGCGAAAACCUCAAAUUGCUUCAUGACUGCUGAAACUACAGCCACAAUUUACCAACAAUAUUGAAAGGCCUCAUGAUCGUAUGCAAUAUUUUCCUACAAAGUGACGCUAUCUUGCCACCUCAUGUACCGUCUUGCCACCUGAUGCACCGGAGUUUUGUUAAGAAUAUCACGAUAGCUGCACAAAAAAGAAAGCUUUUUCUUUGUGAGCACGCUGCUCCAGUACCAAUUUGAUUAAAUAAUUGGUCUGGAAUUGUUGUGAUAUAAAGUGCCAAUAUAAAAUCCCUUAUGAUGUCACCACAAUAAUCUUUUCAAUUCUUGUCGUUCCUAGGCAUCUUU